Rosa rugosa (rugosa rose) is the source of this 5938-nucleotide messenger RNA. Its product is annotated as DNA-directed RNA polymerase II subunit RPB1-like. Gene Ontology annotation, molecular function: DNA binding. Bases 191 to 5626 code for a protein of 1811 amino acids. The record is from RefSeq and is a predicted model, not a curated record. Gene Ontology annotation, biological process: transcription by RNA polymerase II. Gene Ontology annotation, cellular component: RNA polymerase II, core complex. Lineage: Eukaryota; Viridiplantae; Streptophyta; Magnoliopsida; Rosales; Rosaceae. The transcript is spliced from 14 exons.
AGAGACUCAGAGGGAGGCGAAGCUCUUCGAUCUCUCUCACACCUUCCGCCAUAAACAGAAAAUCAAAAUUUAACCGCCAUAAAGAUAAACGAACACUCAUAAAACUAACUAAAACGACUAAAAAGCUUCACUGAAUUUCAAUCUGAAAAAAAACCUAGGGUUUCCAAACCCGUAAUCGGAGACCACCGCCAUGGAUUUCCGGUUCCCGUACUCGCCUCUGGAGGUUGCGACGCCGAGCUCCGUCCAGUUCGGCAUCCUCAGCCCCGGCGAGAUCAGGCAAAUGUCGGUGCUGGAGGUCGAGGAUGGCCGUUCAAUGCUGAAAGGGAAGCCGGUGAGAGGCGGCUUGAGUGAUCCUCGGCUUGGUCCGAUUGACAGGCACAACAGGUGUGAGACUUGUGCCAAUAACUUGAGCGAGUGCCCGGGCCAUUUCGGCCACAUUGAGCUCGCCAAGCCUGUGUUUCACUUCGGGUUUAUGAAGACUGUGCUGUCUGUAAUGCGCUGCGUUUGCUUCAAUUGCUCCAAACUUCUACUCGAUGAGGAAGAUGUUAAGUUUAAACAAGCUUUGAGAAUCAAGAAGCCUAAAGAUAGGCUAAAAAAGUUUGUGGAUGCAUGCAAAAACAAGACCAGGUGUGAAGGUGGUGAUGAAAUUGAUCUGCAAGGCUCAAAAUCCGGUCAACAUGUAAAGCAAAGUCGGGGUGGCUGUGGUGCUCAGCAGCCCAAGUUCUCUAUGGCUGAUUUGGAACUGGUUGCAGAGUACAAAUCACAAAGGAAACAAUAUGAUGAGGAACAGCUUCCUGAACCAGUGGAAAGGAAACAAAUCCUUACUGCAGAAAAGGUUCUUAGCUUAUUAAAGAGGAUAAGUGAUGAGGACUGCCAAUUGUUGGGACUGAACCCUGAAUAUGCUCGACCAGAUUGGAUGAUUUUACAAGUUCUUCCUAUUCCUCCACCAGCUGUGAGACCCCCGGUGAUGAUGAGCAGCUCUGCCAUGAGUGAGGAUGAUUUAACACAUCAGUUGUCCAUGAUUAUUCGCCACAACGAGAAUUUGAGGAAACAGGAAAAACAUGGUUCAGCUGCCCAUAUCAUUUCACAGUUUACACAAAUCUUGCAAUACUACAUAUCCACAUAUUUUGACAACAGCUUGCCUGGACUUCCAAAGGCUGCUCAUGGAUCGACAAAGAGGCCCAUUAAAUCAAUAUGUUGUAGGCUUAAGGCAAAGCAUGGCCGGAUUAGAGGAAACUUGAUGGGGAAGAGAGUCGAUUUCUCAGCACGGACAGUUAUUACACCAGAUCCGAACCUUAGCCUUGAUCAAUUAGGAGUACCAUGGAGCAUUGCUAUGAAUCUCACAUACACAGAGACUGUGACUCCAUUUAAUAAAGAAGGGUUGAAGGAGCUUGUUGAGUAUGGGCCACAUCCCCCACCUGGACUAACUGGUGCAAAGUACAUCAUACGAGAUGAUGGCCAAAGACUCGAUCUUCGUUACGUGAAGAAAGAUAGUGAUCGUCAUUUGGAGCUUGGUUAUAAGGUGGAGCGUCAUCUAAAGGAUGGAGACAUUGUCCUCUUAAAUCGUCAGCCUAGUCUCCAUAAAAUGUCAUUCAUGGGGCAUAGAAUCAAGAUCAUGCCAUACUCAACUCUUCGCUUGAACUUAUCUGUCACUUCACCUUACAAUGCUGAUUUUGAUGGGGAUGAAAUGAACGUCCAUGUUCCUCAGUCAUUUGAAACUAGGGCAGAAGCUCUGGAGCUCAUGAUGGUGCCCAAAUGCAUUGUUUCCCCUCAGUCAAACCGGCCUGUAAUGGGAAUCGUCCAAGAUACACUGUUAGGUGCUCGAAAAAUCACAAAAAGGGAUACCUUCAUAGAGAAGGACGUUUUUAUGAACAUCUUGAUGUGGUGGGAGGAUUUUGACGGGAAAGUGCCUGCUCCUGCAAUAUUGAAGCCACGACCUCUUUGGACUGGGAAACAGGUGUUUAAUCUUAUAAUACCGAAACAGAUAAAUCUCCAAAGAACUUCAGCGUGGCACUCUGAAUCAGAAAGGGGUAACAUUACCCCUGGUGAUACUUUCGUUAGAAUAGAAAAAGGGGAGUUACUUUCUGGAACUCUCUGCAAAAGGGCACUUGGGACUUCUACAGGAAGUCUUAUACAUGUCAUAUGGGAAGAGGUUGGUCCAGAUGCAGCCUCCAAAUUCCUUAGUAAUACCCAGUGGCUUGUGAAUUACUGGCUGUUGCAGGAUGGUUUUAGCAUUGGAAUUGGAGAUACAAUUGCCGAUGCAGCAACAAUGGAAAAGAUCAAUGUAACUAUUUACAAGGCAAAAAAUGAAGUGAAAGAACUUAUCAGUAAAGCCCAAUCCAGGCAACUGGAGGCUGAACCAGGACGAACUAUGAUGGAAUCCUUUGAAAACAAAGUGAACCAGGUGUUGAAUAGGGCUCGUGAUGAUGCUGGAAGUAGUGCCCAAAAGAGUUUAUCUGAGAGUAACAAUCUCAAGGCCAUGGUCACAGCCGGAUCGAAGGGAAGUUUUAUCAAUAUAUCGCAGAUGACUGCUUGUGUGGGACAGCAGAAUGUUGAGGGUAAGCGAAUUCCGUAUGGAUUCACAGACCGGACUUUGCCCCAUUUUACGAAAGACGAUUAUGGACCGGAAAGUCGUGGCUUUGUAGAGAAUUCCUACCUGCGUGGAUUAACUCCACAGGAGUUUUAUUUUCAUGCUAUGGGUGGUAGGGAAGGCAUUAUUGAUACUGCAGUUAAGACAUCUGAGACUGGGUAUAUCCAGAGGAGACUGGUGAAGGCUAUGGAGGAUAUUAUGGUUAAAUAUGAUGGGACUGUCAGAAAUUCAUUGGGGGAUGUAAUACAGUUUCUCUAUGGGGAAGAUGGAAUGGACGCUGUUUGGUUAGAAUCACAAAAGCUGGAUUCGUUAAAGAUGAAAAAAUCAGAAUUUGACAAGACUUUCACUUUUGAGUUUGAUGAUAGAAAUUGGAAUCCGGACUAUAUGUUGCCUGAAUAUGUUGAGGAUCUAAAAACUAUUGGAGAGUUUCGCUGGGCAUUGGACGCUGAAGUUUCAAAACUUGAAGCUGAUAGGAUUCAACUUGGCACAGAGAUUGCUGUCACAGGUGAUAAUACUUCGCCGUUGCCUGUUAACCUGAAGAGGCUCAUUUGGAAUGCACAAAAAACUUUCAAAAUUGACUUCCGAAGGACUUCUGAUAUGCAACCAAUGGAAAUUAUAGAAGCUAUUGAUAAUCUUCAAGAGAGGCUGAAGGUUGUUCCUGGUGAUGACUUGUUAAGUGUUGAAGCUCAAAAUAAUGCUACACUCUUUUUCAACAUUUUGCUUCGCAGCACUUUUGCUAGCAAAAGGGUGCUAAAAGAGUACAAGCUUACUCGUGAAGCAUUUGAGUGGGUUAUUGGGGAGAUAGAGGCACGCUUCCUGCAAUCACUUGUAGCACCUGGGGAAAUGAUCGGUAUUGUUGCUGCACAAUCUAUUGGCGAGCCUGCCACUCAGAUGACUCUCAAUACCUUCCACUAUGCCGGUGUAAGUGCAAAGAAUGUUACUCUAGGUGUUCCAAGGUUGAAGGAAAUUAUUGAUGUCUCUAAGCGUAUCAAAACACCAUCUCUCUCUAUCUACUUGAAGCCUGAAGCUAAUAAAACCAAGGAGAAGGCCAAGAAUGUUCAGUGUGCUUUGGAAUACACUAACCUCGGAAGUGUUACUCAAGCUACAGAAUUGUGGUAUGAUCCGGACCCUAUGAGCACAAUAAUUGAAGAGGAUCUUGAAUUUGUCCAAUCUUACUAUGAAAUGCCAGAUGAAGAGGUUAACCCUGAAAAAAUAUCACCUUGGUUGCUUCGCAUAGAGAUGAAUCGUGAAAUGAUGGUGGAUAAGAAACUGAGUAUGGCUGACAUUGCUGAGAAGAUUAAUUGUGAAUAUAGUGGUAAAAUACAGUGCAUCUUUAAUGAUGACAAUUCUGAGAAGUUGAUACUACGAAUCCGUCUCAUGAAUGAAGAAGCUCCACAUGAAGAACUGAAUGAUCAAUCUGAAGAUGAUGUUUUCCUGAAGAUGAUUGAGAGUAACAUGCUUACAAAAAUGGCUCUUCAAGGGAUCCCAGAGAUUAAAAAAGUGUUCAUAAAGCAUGGUAAAGUUAACAAGUUUGAUCAGAAUGAAGGGUUUAAUGCGGAGCAAGAGUGGAUGCUGGAUACUGAAGGUGUUAAUCUCUUAGCUGUCAUGUGCCAUGAGGAUGUUGAUGCCAAGAGGACAACAAGCAAUGACUUGUAUGAAAUUAUGGAAGUUCUUGGGAUUGAGGCAGCUCGACGGGCAUUGCUGGAUGAGUUGCGUAAUGUUAUAUCAUUUGAUGGAUCCUAUGUAAAUUACCGGCACCUGGCCAUUCUUUGUGAUACCAUGACCUAUCGUGGCUACUUGAUGGCCAUCACUCGACAUGGUAUCAAUCGAAAGGACACUGGUCCUAUGAUGCGAUGCUCGUUUGAACAAACAGUGGACAUGCUGCUGGAUGCUUCAGUUUUUGCAGAAACAGAUCAUCUGAGGGGUGCAACAGAAAACAUAAUGCUAGGCAAGCUGGCACCAAUUGGCACUGGAGACUGUGCCCUGUAUCUGAAUGAAGAGAUGUUACAAAAUGCUAUGGAAGUGCAGCUACCUGGUUAUAUGGAUGGCCUUGAUGUCGGCAUGACACCAUCCCAUUCUCCAUACCUUGAGAGCAUACUGUCUCCUAGUUAUUUGCCGAGUCCCAGUAAUCCUCUUUCACCAAUGUUGGAUGCAGCACAGUUUUCUCCAUACGUUAGGGGAAUUCCCUUUUCUCCUACUUCAUCUCCAGGCAACAUCCCAUCAUCUCUUGGCUACUAUCCGCCAUCCUUUGUAUACAGUCCCACCUCCCCAUACUAUAGCCCCACGUCACCAGGUUAUAGUCCAACCAGUCCCCCCUAUUCUCCUUCACGUCCAUCUUUCACAUCACCAGGUUAUACUCCAACCAGUCCUCCCUAUUCUCCUUCACGUCCAUCUUUCACAGCACCAGGUUAUAGUCCAACCAGUCCUGUCUAUUCUCCUACAAGUCCAUAUUACUCACCGACCUCACCCAACUAUAGCCCUAUCUCUCCAACAUCAACUCCUUAUAGCCCAACUUCACCUGCAUACGACCGAACACCACCGCCUUACGGCCUGACUUUACCUGCAUAUAGUCCCACUUCUCCUUUGUACACCCCAACAUCACCCUCCUACAGCCCGACCUCUCCAAGCUACAGCCCGACUUUCCCCACAUACACCCCCACUUCGCUUUCCUACAGCCCCACAUCGCCAUCAUACAGCCACACAUCGCCCUCCUACAGCCCCACAUCGCCAUCAUACAGCCCCACAUCCCCAUCAUACAGCCCCACAUCACCCUCCUACAGCCCUAGCUCCCCAUACGAUAGCCUGACAUCUCCAGGUUACAACCCAACCUCUCCCAGUUAUAGCCUGACAUCUCUGUACAGCCCAACUUCACUAGCAUAUUCCCCAACAUCUCCAACUUACUCUCCAUCGAGCCCCACUUACAGUCCCAUCAGCCUAUUCACCACCUCUGCAGUGAGCCCAGACUAUUCCCCAAGUUCUCCACAGUACAGUCCAAGUGGUGAGUACUCAUUGCGACAUAGCGAAAAGGAUGACUGAGAAGGAUGACCGACGGGCAUAUCAAAUCGUAAACCAGACUAGCUAUUGAAAAUCGUUUUAUGUUGAUCUAGAUUGAGUUAGUUUUCUGUGUAUUGGAUUUGUUUUGAUAUCUCUAUCAACUCACUAUCAUAAUUGAAUCAAAAGAAAAUGUUCAUAAUGUUCACAAUCAAGAAAAUUGUUUUAUGUUGAUUUAGAUCGAGUUAGUUUUCUGUCUGUUGGAUUUGUUUUGAUAUCUCUAUCAACUCACUAUCAGAAUUGGAAUCUAAAGAAAAUGUUCAUAAUAUUCACAAUCAAACCCAACGUACCUCGGGG